Linderina pennispora is the source of this 783-nucleotide messenger RNA. RefSeq names its product kinase-like protein. Gene Ontology annotation, molecular function: protein serine/threonine kinase activity; ATP binding. The annotation marks the transcript as partial. Gene Ontology annotation, cellular component: cytoplasm. The transcript has a single exon. The record is from RefSeq and is a predicted model, not a curated record. Gene Ontology annotation, biological process: intracellular signal transduction; protein phosphorylation. Lineage: Eukaryota; Fungi; Kickxellomycota; Kickxellomycetes; Kickxellales; Kickxellaceae.
AUUGGUGACUUCAUCAUCAAACAGACCCUCGGCAAGGGAACGUUCAGCAAGGUCUGCAUGGCUGAGCACCGCACGACCAAGCAAAAAUUCGCGCUCAAAUUCAUCAAGCCCAAGUCGCCGCAGGGUGGCAGCCCCGACAAGCACAACAUCCGCGUCGAGCGCGAGAUCAAGCUACUGUCGCUGCUUUACCACCCGCACAUUGUGCGCCUCUACGACGUUGUGCAGACGGCAAAGUUCACCAUGAUCGUGAUGGAGCACAACAGCGGCGGCGAGCUGCUGCAGUACAUCCGCAAGCGCGGGCGACUGCACGAGAAUGAAGCCCGCGUGUUCUUCCGUCAGAUUGUCAGCGCCAUGGACUACACGCACCGCAACUGCAUCAUCCACCGCGACCUGAAGCUGGAGAACGUGAUGCUGGAUAGCGAGAACCGGAUACGCAUUAUCGACUACGGCUUUGCCAACACAUUCAAUUGGGACAAACAGCUCGAAACAUUCUGCGGGUCACCAUUCUACGCUGCGCCCGAGAUGGUCAACGGCAUCAAAUACACUGGACCCGAGGUCGAUAUCUGGAGUAUGGGCGUGAUUCUGUUCUUUAUGCUCUGCGGCCGCACCCCGUUCGAGGGCGAGAACCUGAAGGAGAUCUACGACAAAAUUUCGCGCGGCCGCUUCACCACACCGCCAUUCCUGAGCAAGGACGCCCAGGACCUGCUCCAGCAGAUGCUGACCGUGCGCCCGGCCCAGCGGAUCUCGAUGAAGGGCAUUGUCGAGCACCCCUGGACGAACAAG